CACAAUCUCUCUGUCGUGUGCAAUAUGGCUUCUCUCUCCAAAACCCAAAGCUCCAAAACCAAGUUCAUAGAAGCAUCAGUGGCCAUAGCCGAUGCAGCUUCAUGGUACUGUGCUAUUGUUUUGUUAGCUCUCAUCUUGUUAGGCUCCAUCAAAGAUGAUCAUCCUUCUCCAAAUGAAUCUUCAGCUCUGCAUGUGAGAGGAGGAAACCAGUUCUGGGAUCGGCCUUGCGACGAAAUUUAUGUCGUCGGAGAAGGCGAAACCCUCCAUACCAUCAGCGACAAGUGCGGCGACCCGUUUAUCGUCGAGGAGAACCCGCAUAUCCAUGACCCGGAUGAUGUUUUCCCUGGACUUGUCAUCAAGAUCACUCCUUCAAAGUCUGUCAUGAACUUUUCAAGGUAGUUGAAGAGGAAAAAAGUACAUCUUAUACCAAAAAAAAUAUAUGUAUACUUUUUUGUUUUGUUUUUGUAAUUAGAAGGAAAGGAGAUGAACAUUAUAUAUACAUCUUUUUUUUUUUAAUUUUUUAUUUUAUAUAUAUUUUUUUGUAAUAUUCAGAGGAGAUGAACAUGAUGGUGUUUAUUUUUAAUAAGUUCAUGAAUUAUUAAAGAGUUAAUUAAGACUUGUUUGAUUUGUAGUUAUGUUAUGAACUCGAGUUUGAAAAAGGGUAACCGUUUUAACCUAGUAGUGUGUGAAAAACAAUAAAUAUAUAAAUAAAAUAAGUACUUUUGUGUAUUAGUACUUGUUUUGGUACUCCUUUUCUCUAUGUACAAAUAUAUGUGGAUUUCUUUUUUAACA
Messenger RNA from Cornus florida, 792 nucleotides. RefSeq lists its product as uncharacterized. The record is from RefSeq and is a predicted model, not a curated record. Bases 25 to 399 code for a protein of 124 amino acids. The transcript has a single exon. Lineage: Eukaryota; Viridiplantae; Streptophyta; Magnoliopsida; Cornales; Cornaceae.